Molecule: messenger RNA, 1095 nt
Organism: Kwoniella shivajii
Lineage: Eukaryota; Fungi; Basidiomycota; Tremellomycetes; Tremellales; Cryptococcaceae
Exons: 10
Coding region: 1-1095 (364 amino acids)
Molecular function (GO): 2-oxoglutarate-dependent dioxygenase activity
Source: RefSeq, a predicted model, not a curated record
AUGUCCCCCAUCGCUGUACACGAGACCGCAGCUAUGCCUGUGAAGCCAGCCACUGUACCGUACUCGCAGACCCCAGAGACCACCGCAGACUUGGAGUGGGCAGAACUGGUCAACCUCGAUCUGUCUACGUUUGAUCAGCCGGGAGGCAAGGAAGCUCUAGCAAAACAACUCAACUUCUUCUAUGUAUCCAAUUUCGGAUUGUCUCAAGAUGAGGUAGAUUAUCAGUUCUCCAUCGGAAAAAGGAUUUUUGAUUUGCCGCUUGCGGAAAAGGUCAAGUACGGAGCAGACACGAAAUCAUUCUCCUAUAACGGAUACACCGGCCCAGCAGUUUACGAGCCCGAUUCUACAGAGUAUGAUCCCCGCCACAAUAUCCAGAGCUACAAUAUCCCUAAAUUCAUCCCCGACUUCCCCGGAAAAGAAAGGCAUCCUCCGGUAGUCCAAGAGAAUUGGGAGACAAUCGAGCGCUUUGCUAAAACAGUCCAUAAGAAUGUGAUUGAACGGCUCUUGAUCAUCUUCGCCAUUGUCCUGGAAUUACAGGACGAGCAGUACUUUGUGAAGCGCCAUUUAUACGAUGUAAGGGGCGAAGAUCCUGUCAACGCGGAAGCCAAAAAGCUGUAUUCGACCGGACACACCGAUCUCGGUUCCAUUACGCUGCUUUUCAAGCAGCCGGUAGCUGGUCUGCAGGUGCUGAAUAAUGACGGCCGAUACCGAUGGGUCAAGGCGGUCCCAGGCACAGCGGACACACUGUCCUUGCUAUCUGGAAGAUACCUCAAGUCGUCCAUCCACAGAGUAUCUGUUCCUCCAGCUGAUCAAAAACACCUCGAUCGACACGGUGUCCUGUUCUUCAUCCGUCCAAACAACGACGUUCUAGUCGAAGUGGUCAAAGAUAGUCCGCUAUUACAGAAAGAGGGGGUGUACGAUACUCUGGAGGAAAGAGAAAACCCUUUAACUGUAGGAACCUGGGUGAAUGAACGCCAGAAGCACAUUUUCAAGAACGUCUACAAUAUAACCGAUGCAGGACAGGGUAAAGAAGGAGCGGAAAGGGCCGAGCUCGAGGCGGAAGUCGCUGGUAUCAAAAUCAAGUAUUGGAAUUAG